Messenger RNA from Oncorhynchus tshawytscha (Chinook salmon), 6327 nucleotides. Its product is annotated as cadherin-23-like. The record is from RefSeq and is a predicted model, not a curated record. Gene Ontology annotation, molecular function: calcium ion binding. Bases 1 to 5607 code for a protein of 1868 amino acids. The transcript has 33 exons. Gene Ontology annotation, biological process: homophilic cell-cell adhesion. Gene Ontology annotation, cellular component: plasma membrane. NCBI's taxonomy places the organism in Eukaryota, Metazoa, Chordata, Actinopteri, Salmoniformes, Salmonidae.
AUGGACAGCGGUGUGCCUCCCCGCUACAGAGACCUCCCUCUAAUCAUCAACAUCCUGGACGUCAAUGAUAACACACCCGUCAUUGAGAGUCAGGUGGGCUACAAUGUCAGUAUCAGCGAGAAUGUGGGAGGCGGUACGUCCGUCCUGCGCGUGGUGGCCACAGACCGUGACAUCGGGCCCAACGCCAUGCUCUUCUACUACAUCACCUCGGGUAACAAGGAUCUCACCUUCCGGAUGGACCGCAUGACCGGUGAGAUGGUGACACGACCAUCCCCACCUGACCGCGAGCGCCAGCAGGAGUACCGGCUGAUCAUGAUGGUGGAGGACGACGGCACGCCGUCACUAUCGUCAUCGACUACCAUCUACGUGCGUAUAGUGGAUGAGAACGACAACGCGCCAGAGUUUCCAGAGGAAGAGUAUGUGACGGUGCUGAGCGAGGGCCCCAACACCGUGGGUGCCAUUAUUGCCACGGUAACCGCCAUCGACCCAGACGAGGGCCUCAAUGGCACUCUGCGAUAUGCCAUCGACCACGGAAACCUGGACAUCACCUUCCACAUCAAUCACACUACCGGACGGAUUGUUGCAGUGAAGGAGCUGGACUUUGAGAUCAGCAAUGGACACUACGCACUUAUCGUCACAGCAACGGACCAGUGUCCUAUCCAUGCCCUCCGCCUGACUUCCAGCACCACGGUGUUGGUGAAUGUCCUGGAUGUGAACGAUGUGACCCCCACCUUCACCAAGCCCUAUGAGGGGCCCUUUGAGAUAACAGAGGGCCAGCUGGGGCCUCGAGUCUGGACCCUCAAGGCCAUCGACCUGGACUCUGGGCUCAACGGCAAAGUGGAGUACAGCAUCACUGCCGGAGACCCCCAGAAUGAGUUUGUGGUAUCUCCAGUGGAGGGAGAGCUGCGUGUGAGGAGAGAUGUGGAGCUGGACAGAGAGACCACACCCUUCUACAACAUCACUGUCAUGGCCAAAGACCUGGGCAAACCACCACGCAUCAGCAUGGUGGUGGUGGGUGUCCAGGUGCUGGACAUCAAUGACAAUGACCCCAUGCUGUUGAACCUGCCCCACAACACCAGUGUGAGAGAGGGGGCGUCCAUCCACACCUCGGUGACCACGGUCCAAGCACGGGACAUGGACAGUGGACGCAAUGCCCUGCUCACCUACAACAUCACUGCCGGAAACCACGAUGGAGCUUUCUACAUCAAUGACACUACAGGGAUGGUGCAGGUGAACAGGCCUCUGGACAGAGAAAGGGUGGGGGAGUACAGACUGACCAUCACUGUUAAAGACAACCCUGAGAAUCCCCGCAUCGCUCGCCGGGACUCAGACAUGCUGGUGAUCACAGUUCUGGAUGAUAAUGACAACAGGCCCAUAUUCACACAGACCAGCUACCGGGCUGAGAUCACUGAGAACUCCCCCUCAGGCAGUGCUGUGUCAGUGUUGAAUGGACCAGUGUUGGCUGAGGACAAAGACAUUGGGCCCAACGCUGUGGUCAGGUACCGUCUGCUGGGAACAAGACUGGACCUCUUCACUGUGGACUCUGAUACAGGUGUAGUUCGUGUGCGACAGAAGGCUCUGUUGGACCGCGAGGCGUUUGUGGAGCCGCGGGUGGAGCUGCUCCUGGUGGGGGAGGAUGUGGGAGGACUCAACAGCAGCGUGCCCCUCACUGUGACAAUCAUGGACCAGAACGACAACCCUCCUGUCUUUAACCCCCCCAGCCUCACUGUGCACCUCCCUGAGAACAGCCCCACUGGUGUGGUGGUGACCCAGCUGUCUGCCAGUGAUGCUGAUUCAGGCUCUAAUGCCUGGCUGCUUUACCGGCUGGAGAGCGGUGCCCAGGACCGCUUUGUAGUUGACUCCCUCUCUGGUGCCGUCCUGGUGGGAAACUCCACCCUUGACCGCGAGGAGCGUGGCUCCUACCGCCUGGUUGUCGUGGCUACUGACCGUGGCACACCCUCAUUGUCGGGCACGGCCACCCUGUCGGUCAUCCUGGAUGAUGUCAACGACUCACGACCACGUUUCCUGGAACCCGUGACAACUAUUAACAUAAAUGAGUCUACACCACCAGGCGUGGUGGUGGCAACGCUCACCGCGAAGGACCCUGACCUACGACCCCGGCUGGAAUAUUACAUAAUCUCUGUGGAGGCGAAGGAUGAUGGAAAUAACCCUGUUGUUGGGCUGCAAGAGUCAUUCGGCAUCGAUUUCCACACGGGUGCUGUGUUUGUGCGUAACCCACUCAACAGAGAGCUGGUGGCCACCUUUGAGAUUCUUGUGUCGGUGCAUGACAACGCCAGUGAUGUCAUCGACAUGUCAGUCAGCGUACCUAAUGCGAGACUGAUAGUGAACGUGCUGGAUGUGAAUGACAACGCCCCGCGGUUCAGACCCUUUGGAGUGGCCAACUUCUCAGAGAAGAUUCUGGAAGGCGCUCAGCCAGGCACCACUCUGCUGUCCGUGUCAGCUGUGGACCCAGACAAAGGCCCUAACGGACAGGUCAUCUACCAGCUGCUACACCUGCCCAGAGGGGACUACCUCAGACUGGAGGACCCAUCAACUGGUAAGAUCGUAGCCUACCGGACGGUGGACUUUGAGCAGGUACAGUGGCUGAACUUCACAGUGAGAGCCCAGGACCACGGCAGUCCACCCAAAGUGGCUGAGCUUCCUGUCUACCUUCGUAUAGUAGAUGUCAAUGAUAACAACCCUAUCUUUACACAACCCUCUUACCAGAAGCCAGUGUUUGAGGAUGUUGACUUGGGCACGGUCAUAGUGAGAGUCAGAGCCACAGAUGCAGACUCUGGCCUCUUCUCUGUCAUCGAGUACAGCCUAGUAGAUGGAGAGGGCAAGUUUGGCAUCACUCCCUCCACUGGUGACAUCUACAUUCUGUCUCCACUGGACAGAGAGACUAAAGACCACUUCACCCUGACAGCCAUCGCUAGGGACAACCCUGGCGGCAGCCCCAACAACCGACGAGAGAACUCUGUUCAGGUCUUGGUGACCGUUCUGGAUGUGAAUGACUUCCGUCCGCGUUUCUCAGAGCGGGCCUUUGAGACCAGUGUAUUUGAGAACGAGCCCAGUGGGACGUCUGUGAUCACGCUGACUGCCACUGACUUGGACGAGGGGCAGAACGGCCUGCUCUCUUACAGCAUGCAGGGCCCGGGGGCAGAUGCCUUCUCUCUGGAUGCUGACACAGGUCUGGUGCGUUCUCUCCGUCUGCUGCAGUCCUUUGAGCACUUUAACUUGACGGUGGUGGCUACAGACCAGGGAAGACCACCCCUCUGGGGCACCGCCACCUUACACAUCAUCAUCAUAGACGUCAACGACAACAGGCCCAUGUUCGUCAGGCCCACCAACGGCACCAUCAUGCACAUCAUGGAGGAGCAGCCCCCAGGCCUGCUGGUGUAUGAGGUGUUUGCGACAGAUGGGGAUGAAGGGGUGAAUGGAGAGGUGCGCUAUGCUUUCCUCCAGACAGGGGCUGGGAACAGAGACUGGGAUAACUUCCACAUUGAUGCUAUUACAGGAGUCAUCACCACCGCCAUCAAACUGGACCGAGAGAAGCAAGCCCUGCACAGUCUGAUUGUUGUGGCCUAUGACCUGGGUCAGCCCGUGCCUUAUGAGACCACCCAGCCCUUACAGGUUGCGCUGUUGGACAUUGAUGACAACGAGCCUGUCUUCUUUAAGCCCCCGCGAGGCAGCCUGCCGUACCAGACUAUGUCUGUGGCAGAGCACUCUACUCCAGGGACAGUAGUGGGUAACGUGACAGGAGCUGUAGACGCAGAUGAAGGCUCAAACGCUGUAGUCUACUUCUUCAUAGCAGGGGGAGAUACUGAAGGUAACUUUGGCCUGAGCCCAGGGGGCGUACUGAAGGUGAAGAAGGAUCUGGAUCGUGAGGACAUCUCAGUGUACUCCAUCAUCAUCAAGGCCUCCAGCCACAGGAACUGGGCCCCUGCACGGGGUCAAAGGUCAGCCUGGGGAAGAGCACUUGACCCCAGCCGUGACCCAACCCUGCAGGAGGUCAGAAUCUAUCUGGAGGACAUCAACGACCAGCCACCACGCUUCACCAAGCUAGAGUACACUACAGGUGUGGCUGCUGAUGCCAAGGUAGGCUCAGAUCUGAUUCGGGUACAGGCCAUAGACAACGAUGUAGGGAACAACAGUCUGGUGCUGUACCAUGUCCUGUCCAUCCGCUACAUUAAACUCCAGUCCAAUGACACUGAGGACAUAGGAAACAGCUUCAUCAUAGGAGAGACAGAUGGGAUCAUCCGUACCUAUGACCUGUUCACGGCUUACGACCCGGGCUACUUCGUGGUGGAGGUGUUGGCACGGGACCUGGCGGGCCACAGUGACAUCGCCAUGGUGGGCAUCUACAUCCUGCGGGACGACCAGCGGGUGAAGAUCGUCAUCAACGAGAUACCAGAGCGGGUACGACAGUUCCAGGAGGAGUUUAUCAACCUGCUGUCCAACAUCACCGGAGCCAUAGUCAACACGGACGAUGUGCAGUUCCACGUGGACAAGAAGGGCAGAGUGAACUUUGCCCAGACAGAUGUGCUCAUACACGUGGUCAACAAGCACACCAACCGCAUCCUGGAUGUGGAAAAGGUGAUUCAGAUGAUUGAUGAGAACAAGGAACAGCUGAAGAACCUUUUCAGGAAUUACAACAUCCUGGAUGUCCAGCCUGCCGUCAGCGGGAGAGCACCUGAUGACCUUACUACGCUACAGAUGGCCAUCAUUAUCUUAGCUGUGUUGCUCUUCUUGGCAGCCAUGUCAUUCAUCUUCAUGAACUGGUACUAUCGCACAGUACACAAGAGGAAGCUGAAAGCCAUUGUAGCAGGAUCCACAGGGAAGCAAGGUCUCAUGGACAUCCUGGAUUUGCCCAACACCAAUAAAUACUCAUUUGAGGGGGCCAACCCUGUGUGGCUAGACCCGUUCUGUCGGAACCUGGAGCUAGCUGCCCAGGCAGAGCAUGAAGACGACCUGCCGGAAAACCUCAGUGAGAUCACUGACCUGUGGAACAGCCCCGUGCCUACUCACGGAACAUUUGGCCGCAAGCCUCAGGCCAAGCCUGAGGAUGACCGUUACCUGAGAGCAGCCAUCCAGGAGUAUGACAACAUCGCCAAGCUGGGCCAGAUCAUGAGGGAGGGGCCCGUUAAGGGCACAUUGCUCAAUGUGGUUCUGGACGACUACCUGAGGCUCAAAAAGCUCUUUGCAGCCAGACUGGUCACCAAGUCGACCAGCCAAGGCGACCAAUCGUCAGUCACAGAGCUGAUCCAGAGUGACCUGGAUGAUGACGAGGAUGAGCGAGUGAGCAUGGGUGGCAGCUGGGGUACGCUGCGCUUCAAACACAAGCUCCCUGUGGAGAUGAGGGGACCCGACGGCGUGCACGUUGUUCACGGCAGCAUGGGCACGCUCCUGACCUCUGACCUCAACAGUCUGCCUGAGGACAACCAGCUGGCCCUGGCGCGCUCCAUGGAGGCACUUAACGCCACCGACAGGGGGCUGUACACCGAGCACAAUGCCCGUACUGAGUCAGCCAAGUCCACGCCGCUGCACCACAACAACAAGGUCGAUGACACACUGUCCGAGAGCCCGCUGGAGAUCACCGAGUUAUGACUAGCCUCGCUGGUCUGAGAAGAUCCACCACUGAGUGGAGUGUCCUCCUGUCCCCCUGACUCUUCCUCUAUCCUCUCCUCAUAGACUGAGUGUCAGACACUGACCACUGUGACCAGUAUACAGCCAGGAGAGAUUUGGGAAAGCGGGCAGAGGGCCAGGGGUUGGAGGAGGUGGAGUGUGUAUAGUCUGGGAACUUCAAAUGCCAGUGAAGAUCUUUGUGAGCCAUGGAAGGUAUGUGUAAGGGAUUUUAAUUUCAUUUAAUGCCUGAUGGUGGAUCAAAUGCAUAGGCCUGUGUGUCAAUUGAAGACCUGGAACAUAAAAUAGCAAAGCAAACUGAAAGACUUCUAAGAUAAAACAUUUUGAUAAAUAGGACAUUAUGGCCAGCUUGUCUCUUGCAGGAUAUUAUUUGAUCUCUUACACAUUCAGCUAAGAUCCAGGUGCCCAGCUAACAACAUUCCCAAACUUUUAGAGAACAUUCCCUUAAGAGUCUCAUUAGAUCAUUACCCAGUGGUGUAAAGUACUUAAGUAAAAAUACUUGAAAGUACUACUUAAGUCAUUUUUGGGGGAUAUCUGUACUUUACUUUUAAUUUUCUUUAGGAAUGUAGUGAUGUUAAAGUGUGUAUUUUUUGCUCCAUACAUUCUCCCUGACUUCCAAAAGUACAUUACAUUUUGAAUGCUUAUGAGGACAGGAAAAUGGUCUAAUUCACACAAUUAUAUCAA